AUGGAUACAAGCUAUCUCUCACAGCAGGUCAAUACAAUAAUUGGCCAGCUGCACGGCUUGUUUGAUGAGAUUGGGGUAUCCAACCAUGAUCGCGAGGCGCGGGAGGCAGAGCUCUUCGCCGCUCUGUCCGAAGCAUUGCACAACCAAGUUCGUCUCGUGACGGCUGAGAAAAAUGACAUGGUUGAGGAAGCGCACAGAAUCAUUACGACUAUUAGGCAGAUGGAAGCUUCGCUUGAUGACACCAAAGCCCGCCGCUCGUACGACCCGGAGGACGACGAAGAUUUGAAGAUCACAUACCCGCUCACUAGGUGUCUAAAAGUUCUCAAGGAAAAACACAUCCAGAUCAGCCGUCUCCACAGGGAAAGGUUUGAACAAGUCAAAAAAUUGGCCCAAGCGCUCGAGUCCUACUCCCUUCAUCUUGAGCCAACCUUUGUCAAGCUGGCUCUGCCACCAACAGGACCCAACCAGUCCAUUCCCCCAAGCUUCGACUUGUCGCCCAGCUAUGUAGAUGAGCUGGAUGCCGAGUUUACGCGAGUGUAUGAGGAGUACACUCGCCGCGUGGCAACUGUGAAGGCCCUAGCUGAGAACAUCAUCCAACUGUGGGCAGAGCUUGGGACGCCGCAAGCACAGACAGACGGCGCAAUUGUCAAGUACUAUCGCGACGCGCCGGAACAGCUUGGACUUCAUGAAGAAGACAUUGCUCGACUUCGCUCCAAGAGAGACAAACUCUCGGAAGAGAAGAAGAACCGAGAGAAGCGUUUGAAGGACUUGAAGAUCGCGGUCGAAACGCUCUGGGAGAAGUUGGGCAUUGAGGAUCACGAGCGCAAGGCUUUCCUCAACAGUAACCGUGGCUGCGGAAUCAGACAGAUCAACGAGUUCGAGGACGAACUGGCACGCCUGAACGAGCUCAAGCGACAGAAUCUGCAUCUAUUCGUCGAGGACGCCCGCUUCAAGCUCCAGGAACUCUGGGAUGCCCUUUAUUUCUCCGAGGAUGAGAUGCUCGAGUUCACACCAGCCUUCUCAGAUGUCUAUAGCGAUGCACUGCUCGAGGCCCACGAACGCGAGAUCGCUCGGCUGGAGGUCUUGAAGGAACAACGAGCCCCGACGCUAGCACUCGUUGACAAGCACAGGAGCCUGAUAAGUGAGAGGGAUGAGCUAGCUGCAUCCAGCCAGGAUGCCUCGCGGUUGAUGAUGCGUGGCCAAAAGGGAGAAAAAAGAGAUCCAGGCAAGCUUCUGCGAGAAGAAAAAAUGAGGAAGCGGAUUGCCAAGGAACUUCCAAAGGUCGCAGCCGAACUUCGCAAGGCCCUCGAGAAAUGGGAAGAUGAGUAUGGUCGGCCAUUCCUGGUUCAUGGAGAGCGGUAUCUUGACGAGCUCGAGCUCGACGAUCCGAAGCCAGCGCCAGGUGGCAGGUCCAAAACGCCGGCUCCGACACCCACAACAACCACUGCUUCCAAGGUCGAACUGAGCCGGGCCCGUAGUGUUGGCAGCAUGAGAGGUGCCCCAAGAAGCAUGGCAAAGACUCCCACGGCUGCAAACGUAGCCAAGCCGACUCAGACUACUCGACCGAACACGGCGAACAAUAAGGGGAGUCCGACUCGGAUUCCUGCCCGUGUGCCGCUCUCUAAUCUUAAACACGGCAACAAUUCCCCUGAGCGCUCCCGUCCGGACUCGAGGCUUGAAGCCAGCGGUGUGCGUCAAGUCAAUCCCGUUAUGAGAGCGCCGCCGCCGAAGAUGAGGGACCUUAUCCCGCCCCCCGAGUUGGAAACACCGAUUAACCACUAUCGCGCUGCCGGCCUCGGGUCCAGCAUUGUCCGGCAUGUAGAACCUGAGGAUGUGUAUGACGACAACCGGUACUAUUCUCACGAGAACAGCCGACCUCUGUCUGCGGAAUAUGCUCCCUCGCGGUCCUACCAUCAGGCACCGCCCGCACCGCCCGCACCGCCUGCUGUCCGGCAAAUCUCAAACACGUCGACUGCGAUAUCCGGGUCUGAGAACUGGGAGACGUAUGACGACAACUCGGAACCAGAGGAGGAUGCUUCCGACGCGUACUACGCAAAGGUACGUGCGGCGCGUGCAGCGAAGCGCAUCACGCCGGAAGCGAGCUAUGGACGGAUACAAGCCAACCAGAUAAAGCGACAUCGAGGUCUCCCACCGGCCCAUGCUGGCCAUGUCAUGGUGGAUCACGAAGGCAAUCGAAUCGCAUCCGGCAGCGAGUGGACCGAUGAGGACGCUUAUUGA
Canariomyces notabilis is the source of this 2238-nucleotide messenger RNA. RefSeq lists its product as uncharacterized. Gene Ontology annotation, cellular component: spindle; mitotic spindle midzone; cytoplasm. The coding region runs from base 1 to 2238 and encodes 745 amino acids. Gene Ontology annotation, biological process: microtubule cytoskeleton organization; mitotic spindle midzone assembly. The record is from RefSeq and is a predicted model, not a curated record. NCBI's taxonomy places the organism in Eukaryota, Fungi, Ascomycota, Sordariomycetes, Sordariales, Chaetomiaceae. Gene Ontology annotation, molecular function: microtubule binding. The transcript is spliced from 3 exons.